AGCAGAAGGGAAUUGUGAAACAACUGAUGAGCUUCUUUAGUAAUAGACCAGGAGCCUGAAAUGGCACUCGCUGCAUUGCUGUUCAGCCUUUUUGUUCUGCUCCAACAAGUUACUGGAUCCAUCUAUCUUUAUACCCAAUCGGAGGAUAUUCCCACUCUACUCUGUAACCUAUCCAUUGGUGCUGGGGAGGCUGGAAUCUUGUGCAGUACCAAUGACCUCAGUUCAGAAUUUUUGAACAUGACGUGUAACAGAAAAGUGGAUAAAAAUGGUGAUUGUGAAAAAGACAAACUUAAGAAAAGUGAGCAGCAAUGUAGACAAUGCAAAUUGACCAAAGAUGAAAUGGAAUCUAAUUCUCUGACAUUCAAAGUGAAGCCAAAUGACUCAACAGUUUUUACAUGCACAGUUCAGAAUUCCAUUGGAGGAGCAUCAUCGAUCUGUCCAUCCUGGAUCACACUCACAGGGCCUGGAUGUGAAGACCACCACUUGUUCUUGGUGGUAAAUCUGAGUGAAUCUGAUGAAACAUUUUCUACUGACAAAAACCCCUCAUCGCUGACUGUGUCAGAGAGAGACAAUGUGACUUUAACCUGCCAAUUUGAACUUGUUAAAUCCCAUCCCUUCACUCUACUUUGGAUCACAUCAGAAAACAAGUGUCUGUCCUCUAUUCAUACGGCAGAAUAUGCAGUAUAUUCUAACCUACGCUGCUGUGUGGAUGGCAAGUCAGCACAAAGAAUCUUUAACCACACUUCACCCAAUCUGACUGAUAAAAUACAGUUUCUCAACCUUACUAUUCGGUCACUGGAGGUGACGGACGGUGGCAGAUAUCUCUGUGUUUUACACGGUAUGGAGGCAGGGAAACCUAUCUGGAAAAUUGCAGCAAACAUCUCCCUCACUGUGACAGAGUCAAGCAUGGAAUCUACACACAGCCCCACCUCAGCAUCUGGAACAUCUGUAGUGACCAGCAGUGGAGCUCGCACAAUAGAAAGCAAUGGACUUCGCCCAAGGAAGAAAUAUCUAAUCAUUAUGAUCAUAGCCCUAGUCUGUGUGUUUGUACCAAUUUGCGUUGUUGGGGUUUACUUAAUGAUUAGAAAAAACAAAUGGCCAAAGGAACACUCAGCAACAGGAUUGAGCAAUGAUAGUGCUCAACUAACACAGGGAAAUGAAUGCGUCGCAUACUCGGUAGUUCCCAGAAGGGAAUGGGCAGAUGAAAAUGAGCAUGUUGCCUACUCAGUGACAGAAGUUCCAGCACCACCAAGCCAGCCAAGGCCUAACAAAGGGCAGGAGGAAAUCCACUCAAUCUCUGCCUCCACAGAGCAUGUGUACUGUUUGAUCAAAGAACCAGCAGUUAAAGGUGAUGGUGUCACGACUGAAAUUCAGGAAGUGAAAAGCGAAGACGCCAGGAGCCACAAGACCUCUGCACCCAUUGAACUCAAUAACCUGUCGCUGCUCAAAGAAGGAGAUCCUAUGGCUUUACCGACUGACCAAAUGUACUCUUUGAUUGGCAGCGCAGGGGCAGGGAGUCUCAGAGAAACAUUGCCACAAUCUGACCCAGAACAUGGCCUAUUUAAAAUGGAGGAAAAUCCUAUUUAUUCUAAAUAAAGGAGACCAGCACAUAGUUGAGUAACAGGAA
Rhincodon typus (whale shark) is the source of this 1627-nucleotide messenger RNA. RefSeq lists its product as uncharacterized. The record is from RefSeq and is a predicted model, not a curated record. Bases 61 to 1596 code for a protein of 511 amino acids. NCBI's taxonomy places the organism in Eukaryota, Metazoa, Chordata, Chondrichthyes, Orectolobiformes, Rhincodontidae. The transcript is spliced from 9 exons.